AUGCCGGCCAAUUUCAAGACUUACGAGGCCCAGGCGCGCCUUCUGGCCGCAGUUAUCGCGGCUCACCCUGAGCUCAGGCUCAAUUACAAGGCAAUCGCACAGCACUAUGGCAAGUCCGCGACCAUGAGCGCCAUUGAGCAUCGCUUCCGCCCUGUUCGUAAGCAGGCGGAUUGCUUGCGCCUUGCCGUCAGCAGGGGCGAUGAUCCGGAGGAGAUUGACAUCCUCGAACCCGGCGAAAUGGCCAAAUACUUCGGCGAAUCCACCGCCGACGGUCUCCAAUUCCAAUUCCGCAGCGUCAAAGCCGGUGCCGAAGCCAUGAAGAACGCGGCCGAUAACGGCCAAGACCCUGUCGAGGCCUUCAACAACGCCGUCUCCGGCUCAGGAGCCAACAAAACGCCCUCAGGCCGCAAGCGUGGCCGUCCAGCCGGCACUCCGGCCUCCGGCAGAAGCCGCGCUGGAGCUGGGACUCCCGCCACCGGUAAGAGCACGACUACUACUGCCAAGCCGAGAAGGUCGACAGCCAAGAAGGCGAACUACGUAGAGCCGCAAACGACUACGGAUAAGGACGAGUCGGCUGCGUCUGUUGACUACGACGCCUUGGACGACUCUCCCACCGGCCACUUGGCUAAGAAGACCCGCACCACUCCGAUCAAGACGGCCUUGCCGCCUAGACGCAUGUCUGGCGCUGCCGCGCCUAUCUCUCAGCCGGUCUUCAAGACCGAGGCCCUCGAUGAGAUCUUUGAGGUUGGUGACAGACUGCCUUCGCCGUCUCCUAUGCCGCCGGCGUCUACUGUUGCAGCUGCUACGAAUGCCAUUGGCAACAGCUAUGACUUCACUGUCACUGGUGACAUGACCCGCAACGAGCGCGCGGCUUCCGAGUACCACACUCCGGCGCCCGAAUUCCCUCCCGCCACCUCUCAGAGCCAGACUCAGUCUCAAUCGCAGGGCUUCAUCAUGAAGCAAGAGCCCAACUCCUACGCCAACGGCGGAAUGUCCUUCGACGGCGGAGUGACGACCAGUUUUGGUUCUACGACCACUAACAUCUUUGGCGGCAACACCUCGGUCGGUAACAACUACAACAACGGCUUCCACAAUAGCGGGGGUGGUUACUCUCAGCAGCAGUCCCAGCAAAACACUCAGCAGUCUCAGUCUGCCAGUGGUUACAUCAACAUCGUUAGUGACGACGAAUAUGACUACUCCCAGUCCCAUAGCGCUCUUGGCGCCGCCGUCCGUACGCUCGGGGGACAUGGAGGACCUGGUAACUUCAGCCAGGCUUCCACCAUGGGCAUGGGCAUGGCCCUGCCGAGCAACAUGACCGGCGGCAGUGGUGAUGGUGGUGAUAUGGGGUUCUACGUGGAUGAAGAUCAAUAUGAGAUCUAG
Neurospora tetraspora is the source of this 1380-nucleotide messenger RNA. RefSeq lists its product as uncharacterized. The coding region runs from base 1 to 1380 and encodes 459 amino acids. The record is from RefSeq and is a predicted model, not a curated record. Lineage: Eukaryota; Fungi; Ascomycota; Sordariomycetes; Sordariales; Sordariaceae. The transcript has 3 exons.